This is a messenger RNA of Delphinapterus leucas (beluga whale), 1575 nucleotides long. The record is from RefSeq and is a predicted model, not a curated record. NCBI's taxonomy places the organism in Eukaryota, Metazoa, Chordata, Mammalia, Artiodactyla, Monodontidae.
AGGGAGUCUGUCGGGCAGAUGGAGCCCCUGGCUGAGGGCUUCAGGCAUUAGAAUAAAAGAUGAACUUUUCUCGGGCCCACCUCCGGAGUCCUUCCUGAUGUUCCUGCCUGAUGCCUCAUAUCCCUGAACGGGCAGAGGGAUGUUCCCAGCUUGGAGACUCCAGCUCAGCCGUUUGGAUGAAGAUGGCAAGUUCCUCAGGCUCCUGGCUCUCCAGAUGCUUCAUCACACUCGUCUUCCUCCAGUUGCCUUUGCGUGUGUCAGCCCCAUCUCCAGGGAGGUUCUCCUCAUCAGCAGUGGCUCUUGCUGUGAUCCUGCCUGUCCUGGGGAUUUUCAUCACGGUGGGCAUUUACAUCAUCUGGAAGCAAAGAAGGUCAAAAGAGAGGCUUCUCUAUGAACACGCAAUGGAGGUAGAAAAUCUUCUCUCAGACCAUGCAAAAGAAAAAGGACGUCUCUAUAAAGCCCUCAAGAAACUCCGGCAUGAACUGAAGUUAAAGAGAGCUGCAGCAAACUCAGGCUGGAGAAGGGCCCGGCUACACUUUGUGACGGUGACCCUGGACCCAGACACAGCGCAUCCCAAACUCAUCCUGUCUGAGGACCGCAGGUGUGUGAAGCUUGGAGACACAAGGCAGCCUGUGCCCAACAACCCUCAGCGAUUUGACUUCGUCGUCAGUGUCCUGGGCUCUGAGUACUUCAUAGCUGGCUGUCACUACUGGGAGGUGUCUGUGGCAGACAAGAGCAAAUGGGCCCUGGGGGUGUGUAGUGAGUCAGUGAGCAGGAAGGGGAAGGUCACCGCCUCGCCCGCCAAUGGACACUGGCUCCUGCGACAGAAUCGCAAGAAUGAGUACGAGGCCCUAACAUCCCCGCAGACCUCCUUCCGCCUGAAAGAGCCCCCACGGUGUGUGGGGAUUUUUCUGGACUAUGAAGCAGGAGUCAUUUCCUUCUACAACGUGACCAACCAGUCCCACAUCUUUACUUUCACCCACAGUUUCUCUGGCCCCCUUCGCCCUUUCUUUGAACCUUGCCUUCAUGAUGGAGGGAAAAACAUGGCACCUCUAGUCAUCUGUUCUAAACUCCAAAAACCGGAAGAAUCAACUGUCCCCAAGCCAGAAGAAAAAGGUCUUGCUAAUGGAGACGUGGCCCUGCAGGUGGACCCUCUUCUGCUCCCCGCUCAGGCACCAGAGCUCCUUCCACUCACAGAUAUGAUCCUGUCCUGGCCCUCUGACAUUGGCCCAGCCCUGCAGGGGCUCAAGGUUCCUUCUUUUUAGGGAUGAGCCUCAUCACCUGCUCCCCAGACGCUCCAGCCCAGUGCCCUGGAUUUCAGUCUCUUGGCCUAACCACCUGAUUCUGGACCGUCUCUCCUCCUUUCCCCCAGGCCCCUUUGUGGUUUCUCUUGUACCAACUUUCUCCCAGGGCUCAGUUCUAAACCGUGUCUUCCUUCUGGGGACUUGAAGUUUACAUUGCCCUGGAAGAAUUCUUGAAAACCAAAUGAUGGGAAUUCCCUGGCAGUCCAGUGGUUAGGACUCCGUGCUUUCACUGCUGAGGGCCCAGGUUCAAUCCCUGGUUGGGGAACUAAGA